This is a messenger RNA of Camelus dromedarius (Arabian camel), 429 nucleotides long. RefSeq names its product lactalbumin alpha (gene LALBA). Gene Ontology annotation, molecular function: calcium ion binding; lactose synthase activity; lysozyme activity. The record is from RefSeq and is a predicted model, not a curated record. Gene Ontology annotation, biological process: lactose biosynthetic process; defense response to Gram-positive bacterium; defense response to Gram-negative bacterium. The coding region runs from base 1 to 429 and encodes 142 amino acids. Lineage: Eukaryota; Metazoa; Chordata; Mammalia; Artiodactyla; Camelidae. The transcript has 4 exons.
AUGAUGUCCUUGGUCUCUCUGCUCCUGGUGGGCAUCCUGUUCCCUACCAUCCAGGCCAAACAAUUUACAAAAUGUAAGCUGUCCGACGAGCUGAAAGACAUGAAUGGCCACGGAGGCAUCACUCUGGCUGAAUGGAUCUGUAUCAUAUUUCACAUGAGCGGUUAUGACACAGAAACUGUAGUUUCUAACAAUGGCAACAGAGAAUAUGGACUCUUCCAGAUCAACAAUAAAAUUUGGUGCAGAGACAAUGAGAACCUUCAGUCAAGGAACAUCUGCGACAUCUCCUGUGACAAGUUCCUGGAUGAUGACCUCACUGACGACAAAAUGUGUGCCAAGAAGAUCCUGGAUAAGGAAGGAAUUGACUACUGGUUGGCCCAUAAACCACUCUGUUCUGAGAAGCUGGAGCAGUGGCAAUGUGAGAAGUGGUGA